GAUCAGUCGCUUUCUGGCUUUGCGACGAUUCAAAAUUUUAUCCACCCCAGCAUGACGUCGCAAUGUCACAGAUUAUGUCCAAUCAAAAUGGUACAUAAGCUGCGCUGCCACUACUGUCAUUUAUCUUUUGUAAUGGUCUGGUCCAAUUGUGUGAGGUGGGGAUUAAAAACAUACGGAACAGCAUCGUAUGACACAAAAUGGAAUUGUGUUUUGAACACUAAAAUGUUCAUCCAAGCCUUAUAAUUCCUAACUUAAUGCUAACAUAUAACGUUAAUGUUGCAAAAUGCCAUAGAUGGGAUAACAAGAAUGAUCAUAGAUGUCAUGGUAAUUAUAAACCUUCAAAUUGCAGCGUCUAUAACACACAUGGAGCAGCAACACAUACAAACCGAUACACAGCUAUACUCACUGGGACCUGUUCUCCGCUCAGUGGGUGCGACGACAAUUGCUGGAGACUAGUACGGAUCUUCUCUGUUAUUUUCAAUGACGCUUCAUGUCUUCCAGUAGACCUCGCCGGUGCCUGGCAUGUCGCACCACAACGUCAUACUACACUCAAGACGGGCCUCUCUGAAUCCAGAUUUGCCUGUGUAUGGUGUAAAAAAAAAAAAAAAAAAGUUAACAAUCAGCCAUGAGCAUUUAUGCGAACGAUUAGUCACAAUAUUGUCGCAAGGCUUUACUGUUGCUUGUGUGUCUUGUGUUGCCGUUCCCAAGCUUCCCCUUUAGCGCACAAUGAUUCAAGUGUAAGACAGCUGGGGGUGGAAUCGGAUCAGUUGAUGAGUAACAAUUUGAAAGGUCUCAACGGCUUCAAAAAUAAGUACGGGUCAAAAUGGGUCAACCGAGGUUUCAUUUGUGGAAAAGCAAUUAAUUCUGUCUUUUUAAAAGGAAACAUUAUUCCAAGUUGAUUUGUGUAAGGAAAAAAAAAAAGUUGAGUCUCUGGAGUGGCAGCUUAAAAACAACAGCAAAAAAUUACAAUUUAAAUCAAACAACUAAAUACAGUAUUUUUCCAUAUUUCGAAAAAUGCGCAUAUGAAUGCGCCAUUUCCAGAUGCAGUGCAUUUCUGCACCGUAGCAAUCAGCAUCGGAGUGGCCGAGUUUCAGUCAAGGGUGGCCACGCAAGACCACCCCCUGGCCCCAAAGCUGCCAUCCCGUCCGCCUGGAUUUGUGUACCCAGGACUGAGAAGAACCACCGCAGUCAAUAUUAUGAUCCAGCUCCUUACACGUCACCCCUGAGUUACUAUUCAAUAAUGAAUGGAUCUUUUAUGAUCAUUAAGCAACAUUUUUAUUGAUAUGCAGGAGAGCAGGCGGUGGUCCGUGUGUCAGCGAGGCUCCAGCCUGACUGGCCGGCUUUAACGACUCAGCUCGCACUAAAGAUCUCCUUGACCCCUCCUCACGACCGCUUCCUGCCCACCUCCCUUACAGGGGCCUGCAGACGGAGACGGCGGAAUACGAAGUAGCGCGCGACGAAAAGCGGAGGGAAUGCGGUCAAGAACUUAUCGACGUCUUCUUCAGUCCAAAGUCGGAGGACUACGUGGUGGAGUUGGACGAGACCACGAUGGCCCGGUGUGCGGAGCGGCUGCAGGAGGAGGCGUGCAAGGAGCUCUUCAAGGACUCCACGAAAUUGAUCCAUGACUUUUUGAGCGUAGCACCCUUCUCGGACUACCUCGACAGCAUGUACUACAACAGGUUCCUCCAGUGGAAAUGGCUAGAGAGACAACCAGUGACAAAGAAUACGUUCAGGCAGUACAGAGUUUUAGGGAAAGGGGGAUUUGGAGAGGUCUGUGCGUGUCAGGUGCGGGCCACGGGGAAGAUGUACGCCUGCAAGAAGUUGGAGAAGAAGAGGAUCAAGAAGCGCAAGGGCGAGUCCAUGGCGCUCAACGAGAAGCAGAUCCUGGAGAAAGUCAACAGCAGAUUUGUGGUGAGCUUAGCGUAUGCCUACGAAACCAAGGACACCCUUUGCCUCGUUCUAACGCUCAUGAACGGCGGCGACCUGAAGUUCCACAUCUACCACAUGGGCGAGGCGGGCUUCGACGAGAGGCGGGCUGUGUUCUACUCGGCCGAGAUCUGCUGCGGCCUGGAGGACCUGCACCGGGAGCAUAUUGUCUACAGGGACUUAAAACCUGAGAACAUCCUGCUGGAUGACCAUGGCCACAUCAGGAUAUCGGACCUCGGUCUGGCUGUGCACGUACCAGAGGGCCAGACCAUAAAGGGCCGGGUCGGAACGGUAGGAUACAUGGCUCCGGAAGUGGUGACCAACGAGUGCUACACCUUCAGCCCCGACUGGUGGGCGCUGGGCUGCCUGCUGUAUGAGAUGAUUGAGGGCCAGUCGCCCUUUCAGCAGAGGAAGAAGAAGAUCAAGCGGGAGGAGGUCGAGCGGCUGGUCAAGGAGGUGCAGGAAGAAUACUCCGGAAAGUUCUCAGAGGAGGCCAAGUCACUCUGUAAAGCGCUGCUAGAAAAAGAUCCCGGGGCAAGACUGGGCUGCCAGGGAGGCGGCGCUUCGGAGGUCAAAGCGCACGCCAUCUUUCACUCGAUCAAUUUUAAAAGGCUGGAGGCCGGAAUGUUGCCGGCGCCUUUUAUUCCGGAUCCACAGGCCAUCUACUGUAAAGACGUUCUGGACAUCGAACAGUUCUCCACCGUUAAAGGCGUGGAACUUGAGCCCAAAGACGAGUCCUUCUAUAGCAAAGUGUCCACAGGCAGCGUCUCCAUUCCCUGGCAGUACGAGAUGAUAGAGACAGAUUGUUUCACCGAGCUCAAUGUUUUCUACCCGGACGGAGCCGUGCCCCCGGACCUGGACUGGCGAAUACAGCCCUCUCCGCCCCCCAAACAGGGACUUUUACAGCGACUGUUUGGCAGACAGGAGUGCUGUGGCAAUUGCAGUGACAGUGACGACGAGCCAACCAGGCUGUGACACACACACACACACACACACACACACACACACGCCAUAUUUGUUUACAACCUUUUGCACAUUUCUAUUUUAAAGAUAGUACAUCUCUAAAUGUCUGAAUGUAUUUUCGUCAUAGCCAUAAUAAUGAUGAGUUUUAUUAUUUAAAAAAAGAAAGAAAGAAAGAAAACAAUAACGGGUGAGACUUUUUGUCUCCCUGGAGUAAGAGCGGCAGAAUAAUCACCUGCUGUUCAAAAAAUAGAAGAAGAAAAAAAAGUGCCUUGCUGGAGGGCACAGCGACAAGUAACACUUAGUAUGAGAGGGCGAAUCCCUCCUCCUUUUUUCCAGGGAAUAAAACGAGUGACUUUUGACUCUGCUGUGACCAACUUUACCCGACUUUUACUCUGUAUGUCUCUAAUAUUUCAGGGGCUCACUAACAGACCUCAAAGUGAAGUCCCCUAAUGUUUUAUAUAUAU
Syngnathoides biaculeatus (alligator pipefish) is the source of this 3353-nucleotide messenger RNA. RefSeq names its product G protein-coupled receptor kinase 6 (gene grk6). Bases 1549 to 2901 code for a protein of 450 amino acids. Lineage: Eukaryota; Metazoa; Chordata; Actinopteri; Syngnathiformes; Syngnathidae. Gene Ontology annotation, biological process: protein phosphorylation; signal transduction; regulation of signal transduction. Gene Ontology annotation, molecular function: G protein-coupled receptor kinase activity; ATP binding. The transcript is spliced from 14 exons. Gene Ontology annotation, cellular component: cytoplasm; plasma membrane. The record is from RefSeq and is a predicted model, not a curated record.